Molecule: messenger RNA, 909 nt
Organism: Microthlaspi erraticum
Lineage: Eukaryota; Viridiplantae; Streptophyta; Magnoliopsida; Brassicales; Brassicaceae
Source: the annotation of a GenBank genome assembly
AUGUCUGGCUUUAGCUUUACUCUUCCCGCACGGUUUCUUCUCGCGUGCCCCUCACGCGCUCUUCCUCUUCUUCAUCACACGAAGCUUCUUCUCCGCUGCAAAAUGUCUUCUUCUUCCUCCUCUCUGACUCAUUCCAUCACGCUUCCGAGCCAACCCACCAAGCCUGUCCGUGUCGCUGCGGCCGCGGGAGUCUCUUCCUCUGAUUUCAGGAAUGCUAUAGAUUCAUCUCUGUUCACGAAUUGGCUAAGAAACUUGGAAUCAGAGACUGGAAUUUUAUCUGAUGGGACUAUGACAUUAAAGCAAGUUCUUAUUCAGGGAGUUGAUAUGUUCGGAAAACGACUCGGCUUUCUGAAAUUCAAAGCUGAAAUCCUCGACAAGGAAACUGGACAAAUGGUUCCAGGUAUUGUAUUUGCAAGAGGACCAGCCGUGGCUGUGCUCAUUCUCUUGGAGUCUGAUGGUGAGACUUACGCUGUUCUCACUGAGCAGGUUCGUGUUCCGACCGGGAAGAUAGUUCUUGAAUUACCUGCUGGAAUGUUGGAUGAUGAUCAUGGUGAUUUCGUUGGCACUGCUGUUCGAGAGGUGGAAGAAGAGAUUGGUAUAAAACUGAAAAAGGAAGACAUGGUUGAUCUCACUGCUUUCCUUGAUCCAUCUACAGGCCACCGGGUUUUUCCUUCUCCGGGAGGUUGUGAUGAAGAGAUGAGUGUGUUUCUCUACAGAAGGAAAGUGGAAGUAGAGACAAUCAGAGAGCUACAAGGGAAAGAGACAGGACUGCGUGAGCAUGGAGAGUUUAUCAAAGUCAGGGUCAUUCCGUACAGAGAGCUCUGGCGCAGAACAGCUGAUGCUAAGGUUCUUAUGAGCAUUGGUCUCUACGAAAUGGCUCAGAGAGAUGGUCUCGUGCCUAGACACUGA